AUGCAGACCAAACACUUCUUCAGCGACCCGAAUCACCUGGUUCUCACGGCUCUGCAUUCUCUGACACUCACAAACCCUUCGCUCGCUUUUGAUCCGGAGCAGAAAGUCGUCUUCCGCCGUCCAGAUCCCUCGCGCAAGCCCAAAGUAGCCAUCAUCUCUGGCGGUGGUUCAGGGCAUGAACCUGCCUUUGCGGGCUAUGUCGGCCAUGGUCUCCUAGACGCUUCGGCAGCGGGCACCAUCUUCGCCUCCCCAUCAGCGGAACAGAUUCGCCAUGCUGCCAUGAACUGCGUGGAUAAUGAAAAGGGCGUGCUCAUCAUCCCCAUGAACUAUACCGGCGAUGUGCUCAACUUCGGCAUGGGCACCGAGAAGGCGCGGGCUGCGGGUAUCAAGACCGAAUUCUUUGCCAUCAACGAUGACGCUGGCGUCGGCAAGAAGAAGGGUGGCAAGGUCGGCCGUCGCGGUAUUGGUGGCGGCAUUCUCGUCUUGAAGAUUGUCGGUGCUUUAGCAGAGGCUGGUGGCUCCCUCGAAGAGGUCUACCAUAUCGCUCGAUUUGCUAAUGAUCACCUUGCCUCCGUGGGUUCAUCCCUCGAGCACGUCCACAUCCCAGGAAGAGCCGUUCCAGAGGACACCAUUCCCGAUGGUCAAGUGGAGGUCGGCAUGGGUAUCCACAACGAACCCGGAUCGCAUCGCAUGAAGUUUGACCUGCCAGACGUCGUGAAGACGAUGCUCUUGCAGAUCCUGGACCACAAUGAUCCCGAUCGCGCGUAUCUUACCCGUCAUCCUGAGGAUGAGUUCGUGCUCCUCAUCAACAAUCUGGGUGGUGUCAGCACCCUCGAGCUGUCCGGUAUCACUGACGAAGUGUACCACCAGCUGGAGAAAGACUUUGACAUCAAGCCCGUGCGGGUCAUCCAGGGCACUUUCCUGACCAGUCUCAACGGACUGGGAUUCAGCAUCUCGCUUCUCAAGCUUGCAGACACGGGGCUGGGCCCCGGCAAGUCCCUGCUGGAGCUCCUUGACGCCCCUGCCGAGGCAGUUGGAUGGUCUGCCCCCAUUCGCCCCGCGACAUGGAAUGCACGCCAUUCCGAUGCGCCGCUCAAGGUCAAGAGCGUCAAGCCCGCUGAGGAGCAACCCAGCAACCUCAAGCUCAACCCCGCUGCUCUCAAGAAAGUCCUGGGAUCAGGGCUCAAGCGAGUCAUCGCCGCCGAGCCCCUCGUCACCCGCUACGACACCAUCGUCGGCGACGGCGACUGCGGCGUGGGCAUGAAGCGCGGCGCCGAAGCCGUGCUCUCCCUCCUCGAGGAUCCCUCCUCGAACAUCACCGACGACGCCGUCACCGCCGUAAACCGCAUCAUCACCGUCGUGGAAAACACCAUGGACGGCACAUCCGGCGCCAUCUACGCCAUCUUCCUAAACGCCCUCGCCCACGGCCUGCGCGCACAGGACCGUGGCUCCGCCGCCCCCGCUACAACAGACAUUUGGGCUGCCGCCCUCAAGCACGCCGUCACCGCGCUCGCCAAGUACACCCCCGCGCAGCCGGGCGACCGCACCAUGAUCGAUGCCCUGGUCCCCUUCUGCAACACCCUCCUCGAGACCAAGGACGUCCAUGCCGCUGCCAAGGCCGCCCAGGACGGCACCGAGGCUACCAAGAGCAUGAAGGCGAGCCUGGGGCGCGCUGUGUACGUGGGCGGCGAGGAAGAAUGGGUCGGCAAAAUCCCCGAUCCUGGUGCGUAUGGCCUGAGUGAGUUCUUGAAUGGACUUGCGGAGGCUAUGUGA
Aspergillus clavatus NRRL 1 is the source of this 1773-nucleotide messenger RNA. Its product is annotated as putative dihydroxyacetone kinase (DakA). Gene Ontology annotation, biological process: glycerol catabolic process. The transcript has 4 exons. Gene Ontology annotation, molecular function: ATP binding; glycerone kinase activity. Bases 1 to 1773 code for a protein of 590 amino acids. Gene Ontology annotation, cellular component: cytosol. Lineage: Eukaryota; Fungi; Ascomycota; Eurotiomycetes; Eurotiales; Aspergillaceae. The record is from RefSeq and is a predicted model, not a curated record.